UCCAAAUUUUGGUAUAUUUCAGUAGUCAGAUUGAUCAGUACAGCUACAGAUUUAAAAAGAAUGGAAAAGUCAUGGCCGAAAGUUGUUUUAUUUGGAGAUUCAUUAACACAGUAUGGUUAUAGUAAAGAUGGUUGCUGGUCAGCCUUGGUCGCUGACUAUUUACAAAGGAAAUGUGAUGUGAUAAAUCGUGGCUUCUCAGGUUACAAUACUAGAUGGUGUAAGAUCAUUCUUCCAGGGUUGGUCACAAGUAAAGAUACUGCAGAUAUAAAGUUGGUCACUAUAUUCCUAGGUGCCAAUGACUCUGUGGAUAGUACCUUAUGCUCAAAACAACAUGUGCCUCUAGAAGAAUUUAAACAGAACAUGAAAGAUAUGGUUCAGUAUUUACAGUUAUUUCAGCAUUGGGAAGACAUGUUGAAUGAUGGUCUACAUUUCUCAACUUUAGGAUCCGAGUUUGUGUUUGAACAGUUGAAGCCUGUACUGGACAAACUGACCUCUGACCUUCCUCUUCAGAUGCCUUACUGGGCUGAUAUAGACAACAAUAGUCCUCAUACCUUACUAGAUACAUAUUUGUAAUUUAGUAUUUUAUAACACUAUACAUUGGGUCA
Ruditapes philippinarum (Manila clam) is the source of this 605-nucleotide messenger RNA. RefSeq names its product isoamyl acetate-hydrolyzing esterase 1 homolog. The coding region runs from base 61 to 573 and encodes 170 amino acids. The record is from RefSeq and is a predicted model, not a curated record. The transcript is spliced from 4 exons. NCBI's taxonomy places the organism in Eukaryota, Metazoa, Mollusca, Bivalvia, Venerida, Veneridae.